Molecule: messenger RNA, 5389 nt
Organism: Anoplophora glabripennis (Asian longhorned beetle)
Lineage: Eukaryota; Metazoa; Arthropoda; Insecta; Coleoptera; Cerambycidae
Product: xylosyltransferase oxt
Exons: 5
Coding region: 198-2933 (911 amino acids)
Biological process (GO): heparan sulfate proteoglycan biosynthetic process; chondroitin sulfate proteoglycan biosynthetic process
Cellular component (GO): membrane
Molecular function (GO): protein xylosyltransferase activity
Source: RefSeq, a predicted model, not a curated record
CACCUGUCAAUAGUAUUUACUUGUGUUAGCCGUUUUAUUUAAAUUGUUUUUCUAACAAUAAAUUUCAAAAUGUGAGCGAAAUUAACUUUCUGUAUAAUUUUACUAAUCCGUUAUUCUUCCGCACUCAUGAAGUAACACACCAACAUAGAAUUUAAGGUUAUGUGUAAGCCAGCUAUGGUUUGCCCCAAAGAAGUGAAAUGGUAAAGAGCAGCCCCAAGAACAACAAAUGGAUGCGAAGGUACAGGACAUUUUUCAUCAUCGGGUGCGUGAUUCUAUGUUCGCAGAUAUUUCUCGCAGCCAGAUUUUUAGCUUUGAACAAAACCGUUGAGCCGGAAGAGAACCAAUGGAGACCAUUGAAUAUAUACAAUGAGUUAGAUCAGGAAGUAGAGGCUAAUUCAGCAAGAAGAAGCAAACUCAAUCUUGACGAUGAGGAUGGUAAUGCUGUAUCACCCAAAAGCAAGAUACCGAAUGCAUCCACCAAUCAAACACACUUUCUAAGAUAUGAUGAGUUAGAGUUUGUGCCUCCUUGUCAAAUUACGACUAAGGAGGCCGUUUCAGCAAUAAAUCGAGCAAAGACUCAAAGGUGUAAGCAACUCAUAUCAAACAUUACGUGCCUUUCAUUUGCAAAUCAGUUGUACCCGACUGAAUUGAAGGGGUCUUGUCCUGCGAAUGGAUUCGUUGCUGGUAAAGAACUGGGUUGUUUUAAAGACGAAAAAAAUUUUAGACUAUUGAAUGGUUACUUUGGUGUCAAUAAAAAUGAAAAUUCUCCUAGAUUUUGCAUGAAGCUUUGUCUUCAGUCUGGAUUUCCAUAUGCAGGAGUGGAAUAUUCGAAUGAAUGCUUUUGUGGAGUGGACGAACCUCCGUUGACAUCUAAAAUUCCCGAUUCAUCUUGUAAUCUAAAAUGCCCUGGUGAUCAGCAUUCCACUUGUGGGGGUUACUACACUAUUAACAUAUAUCAAACAGGAAUUAAAAAAUUUGUUCCGCAAAUAGCGAACACUGAACUUAGUAUUAGUAAAAACAGCUCAGUGAAAAUAGUUUUCCUGUUAACUUUAAAUGGGAGAGCGGUAAGACAGGUCAGAAGACUUCUUAAGAUUCUGUAUCACCGAGAGCACUACUAUUACAUUCACGUCGAUGUUAGGCAGGAUUAUCUAUAUAGGGAGUUAUUAGCUUUAGAAAAACUGUUGCCGAAUGUACGUCUCACUCGUCAGAGGUUCGCAACGAUAUGGGGAGGGGCGUCUCUUUUGGAGAUGCUGAGGUCUUGUAUGUGGGAGCUGCUCGACAUCAGGGAAUGGAACUGGGACUUUGUUCUGAACUUGAGCGAAUCGGACUUUCCCGUUAAAACAGUCGCCCAACUGACGCGCUUUCUCGAAUCGAAUCGCAACCGUAACUUUGUUAAAUCUCACGGUCGGGAAGUCCAACGUUUCAUCCAAAAACAGGGCUUAGACAAGACUUUCGUCGAGUGUGAAACGCGUAUGUGGCGGAUCGGUGACCGUAAGCUACCGUACGGAGUGCAAGUUGAUGGCGGAAGCGAUUGGAUCGCACUUUCGAGGAAAUUCGUGCAGUUCGUCGCGGAUCCCGUACCGGACGACUUAAUAUCGGGGCUUUUAAAAAUUUUCAAACACACUUUACUACCCGCCGAAUCGUUUUUUCAUACCGCUCUGAGGAAUUCGAAGUUUUGCGACACUUAUAUCGACAAUAACUUGCACGUCACCAAUUGGAAAAGGAAAUUGGGUUGUAAAUGUCAGUACAAGCACGUAGUGGACUGGUGCGGUUGUAGUCCGAACGACUUUCGUCCGGAAGACUGGCCCAGGAUACAAAACACGCUCUCUAGACAGUUGUACUUCGCGAGGAAAUUCGAACCGAUCGUGAACCAAGCUGUGAUAUUACAACUGGAGCUGUGGCUGUACGGAUUAGAGCAGCCGUCAAAGAAGGUUCAGAACCUGUACAGUUACUGGCAAAGCGUCUAUCACCACCAAGAUUUAGGCGUGGUGCCCAACGACGGUUUACUAACUUUAGGAAAUAGCAUUAUAAGACAAACCGUAAAGAUUUUUCACAAGUCUAAUUCGACGCCUUGCGACUUAGAUAUCGGUUCGCUGUUGCAAGUCCAUACUUACCACCACAAUGAUUCUCACAAAUAUAAUUUGUUUUACCUCAAGUCGUCGAAGAGCAAUAUGGAGGUAGCGGUGAAAUACGUCAAUAACGUCACCGUGAAAAAACCAUCUCCACUCGUAGAUCUUCUCGGGAGUUUGUAUGUCGGCAGCGAUUACGAUCAGAAGGAGCAGAUCUCGAGGAAUUUCUUAAAGAUCUUAUCUCCGUUCUCCGAACCGGUACUGGUGUAUCGUUUUGCUGUGCAACACACUUCGAAGGUGUACAACUUGACUUGUCUCUGGCUCAGCCCGGAUGGUCACUUGCAAGACGUGUCGGAUUUCACGCUAGACGAGUCUGCUUUGGCCGGACACGUGAAGCCUGCCUUGAAACAGCCGAUUUUGCCGGGUAUUUGGAAGGCGAAACUGAUCUACAAGAGCACCAUGCUGGCUCAGGUGAAGUUCCUGGUGAUUCCGCUGGAAACCUACUCGGGGAAACCCAUCAAGACGGUCCAAGCCCUGUACGCAAACGCCGGCUCCGUCAGCUCGAAGGACUUCCGAGGCAUGUACGAGAACUUCACCCCCGACGAUUUCCAGAGGGCCGCGCUCGAGAGGCUGAGUCAAUCCAACGCCAAGAGGGAAGGACACGCCCUCUCGCUCUGGAUCGACGAUCUGGUGUCUAGAUUCUACGGCAUCAAGAAAGUUUGCGCGGUGAACGUCGGCGAUAGUGACGUGUGCGGUACGAAGGUUAGCGCUUGCGCCGAGACGGACUGGAGCUCCUUUGCUCACGACCCGAAGAGUGCCAUAGGGACCGUUAACGAGACGACAGGGACCUUCGAUAUUUGGUGAAUCCCGGAAGCAUGGUAAAUAAAAAACGGCACGAGCGGUUUGUAUAGUCGAUAUUUUUCGAGAUAAAUGAUGUAUAUUUUUCAGUAUAUCAGAUAAUGGCAAGUUUAAAAUAUAAAGUCCGUAAGGUUUUUAAUGGUACAUCUAAUCGUUGAGUUUUCUAGUUAAAAUAAUUUGUGACAAAACAGAUCUGACGGGCGGAGCCUAACGGGAACGUAUGAUUCUACUUUUUAUUUACCAUGCUCGAAGGUUGUUCUCUAACAUAUGUGAUAAAUAUUGGUGCUCAAUUAUAUUACAAAUAAUUCAUUGUUCAUCGACUGAUUAGAACUCCUACAAAGGAUUUCCGGUGCCCACUUUCUCUUCUAGACCUUUUAAAUUAUAUUUUUCAUUUAUUUAUUAUGUGUGGAAAAUUGUGAAAGAUAAUCCAAACGAUUAGAUAUUUCACAUAUACAGCGUGGUCCAUUAAGUAUCAGGACACCGUUUAAUUUUUUUUUGGGAUGCCUGAUUCACGUAAUCUUUUUUAUAAAUAAUGAAAUGAUAACUGAAAUAAGACGUUUGGACUACUCCACCAGAUUCUUAACAUCGUGAUGAGACGUUUGAACUACUCCGUCAGAUUUUUAACAUCUUGCUAAAUUUGUUUAUAUUUUGAUAAACAAAAAGGUAUUCAAAUUAAUAAUUAACGGACCUGCUACAAAUUUAAAUUUUAACGUGCGUUGAAAACUAUUAAGUAUAUAUAUUUUUUGAAAGAUAUUUCCACCAUGAAAUAUAGAAAUGCAAAUGAUUUCUCGUUCAACAAUCUACAACUGAAAUAAGACGUUUGAACUACUCCAUUACGUUUCCCGUUUUAGUUUAAAAAUCUAGAACGCAUUGAAAAAAGCCUAUUUCCAUAAGCUGACGAUUGUUUGCCAAUUAUGAAACGUUUGUGUAAUUAGCUAAUUUUUCAUCAUCUUAAAACAUUUCCAAAGCCUCCUAGAUUGCUAAACUGACAGAAAAAUAGUUCCAAGGAAAUCGUAGCAGGCUGUGGAUCAUUGUAAUUUUCUUCUAAACUUUUUAAAUUGGGACAUUUAAUUUUUUUUUGGGAUGCGUGAUUCACGUUAAUCUUUUUUUAUGAAUAAUGAAAUAAGACAUUUGAACUACUCCACCAGAUUCUUGACAUAAUGAUGAGACGUUUGAACUACUUCAUAUUUUUAAAAUCUUGCUACAAUUGUUUCGUCAUUAAUGGUCACAUUAUAUUUUGAUAAGCAAAAAGGUGUUCAAAAUUAAUAUUUAACGGAUCUGCUACAAAUUUAAAUUUUAACGUGCGUUGAAAAGUAUUAAGUAUAUAUUUUUUUUAAAAGAUAUUUCCACCAUGAAAUAUAGAAAUUCAAAUGAUUUCUCAUUCAACAAUCUGCAACUAAAAUAAGACAUUUGAACUACUCCAUUAGGUUUCUCGUUUUAGUUUAAAAAUCUAGAAGGCAUUGAAAGAAGCCUUGUUCCAUAAGCUGACUGUUGUUCGCCAAUUACGAAUCGUGUGUGUAAUUGGCUAAUUUUUCGUCAUCUUCGAGCAUUUCCAAGGCCUCCUAGAUUGCUAAACUGACAGAAAAAUAGUUCCAAAGAAAAUCGUAGCAGGCUGUGGAUCAUUGUAAUUUUCUUCUAAACUUUUUUAAAUUAUAUUUUUAAUUUUUUUAUUAUGUGCAGAAAAUUUUGAAAGAUAAUCCAAACAAUUAUAUAUUUCACAUAUACAGUGCGGUUCAUUAAGUAUCGGGGCGCUAUUUAAUUUUUUUUAGGAUGCGUGAUUCACGUUAAUGUUUUUUAUAAAUAAUGAAAUAAGACAUUUGAACUACUCCACCAGAUUCUUGACAUUGUGAUAAGACGUUUGAACUACUCCAUCAGAUUUUUAACAUUUUGCUAAAAUUGUUUUUCAAAUGAUUUCUCAUUCAACAAUCUGCAACUAAAAUAAGACAUUUGAACUACUCCAUAGGUUUCCCGUUUUAGUUAAAAAAUCUAGAUGGCAUUGAAAGAAGCCUUGUUCCAUAAGCUGACGGUUGUUCGCUAAUUACGAAUCGUGUGUGUAAUUGGCUAAUUUUUCAUCAUCUUCGAGCAUUUCCAAAGCUUCCUAGAAAAUCGUAUGCAGGCUAUGGAUCAUUGUAAUUCGUUCAGUAACGAAUAACACAUAAAAAAAUUCAUUUGAAUUGCGUUUCAAAAAAAAAAGAUAGAUGUGUUGGUGAAUAAUGGACCAAAGCACAUUUUUUUUAAAUAUAGAGAAAAAUGUCUACUUUUCUGUGUUUCACGAAUGGGCAACGGACGAUCCUGUUAACAAUAAUAAAUACUUUUUGAAUAAUUAACAUCUGUAAUAAAUUAUGGACAAAAACCAAUAUUUCCUCUGUAACAAAUCUAAUAAUUAUUGUACCUAAUACAUCUAAAUGUUCCAAUUUGACCAAAUAAACUGACACUUGAGAAACGGCAUUUUAAAAAAUCCC